This is a messenger RNA of Sordaria macrospora k-hell, 1053 nucleotides long. RefSeq lists its product as uncharacterized. Lineage: Eukaryota; Fungi; Ascomycota; Sordariomycetes; Sordariales; Sordariaceae. The record is from RefSeq and is a predicted model, not a curated record. Gene Ontology annotation, cellular component: nucleus; cytosol.
AUGACCGCCUCAACCGACUACUCUCCGAGAGGUCCUCUUCAUCAUGAGGUCAACCCUCACCAGCACAACAACACCAAUACCGACGAAAGCAACACCCAACAUGACGAAAACCAAACAAGCAAAAUCCCCCUCCGAAUCGCCAUCCUCCUCAACUCCUACCGCUCCCCGCACAUCUCCUCCAUCCGCGACUCCUACACGCGCUGCUUCACUUCUCUGAGUCAAUCACCCACCUGCCGCUUCGAUCCAAAACUCUCCUUCUUUUAUCCGGCCGACAACUUCUACUGCUGUCCGCAAGGUCCUCACAACAACGACCAGGACGGGUGUAAUGGGUCCGAAUCAGAUGAUGCUUCGUUAUCAUCGGAUUGUUCCAAUGAACUUCUUCGGGGUUCGGAUGAUUCCGAGUCUUCGGAUGGGGGCCCUGGGAGUAAGGCAAGGGCUAAGGCCCGCAGUAGGAGGAUUAAUGAAUUCCUACCUGACCCGGCGGACUUUGACCUGAUCGUUAUCGGAGGGGGGAACGCCGACCCGAGAAAGAGACAUGCGUGGAUAUUGAGGGUGCAUGAGUUCAUACGGCAGACGAGAAGGGAGUGGCCGCGGAAAAAGAUGGUGGGGGUCUGUUGGGGACAUCAGACGCUGGGGAUGGUGAUGGGGAGUGGGGAGGUGGGGGAGAUGGGGAGGCCUGAGCUAGGAGUAACAGACUCAAAACUCACACCCGCUGGGCUACGAUUUUUCAAUGACCGAAUUAAUAACCGAGGACAAAGGCCACCAUCAGCAUCACCAUCAUCAUCACCAUCAUCAACAACAUCAACAUCAGCAUCAACAGCAGAAAAAGAUAAAGGAGAGAACAACGAAAAGAAGAGCUCGCUAAGACUUCAUCAACACCACCGUCGACAACUCGUCUCUACACCACCCAAUUUCCACCAAUUACUCGCCAACAACGAAUGUCUCCUCUCAGACGAUAACAGCGUCUUGACGUUUCAGGGCCAUCCGGAGAAGGAUGCAAAGGCGGCGAAGCUAAAGAUUAGAGACGCGGCGAGGUGGUGGGGUGGGAUUUAA